AUAUCAUUUGCUGAAAUUAAAUAUGGUCCUUGCACUAGGACCGCAUAAAUAUUGAAGGCAUGGCUUCCGGUAGAGCAUUUGUUGCUUGCAGAAGAGUUUCAUCAUUAUUUCGGAAAACCAGCCUGUGUACCUCCUUCAGUGUCAAAUGCAGUCCAUCACUUUUGCAAAUUCUGUCUGUAAGUCCUUCCUAUCACUUUCGAUGGCACAGUGGAAUAAGCACAACAGGUCAACAGCAGACAGAAGAAGAGGACGACCUUUACAGUAAAAUCUUGGUGGAGGUCAAAGGUCAUGAACGCAAGGUUCUGGACAGUUAUUACUGGUACCUGAAACAAACAGCAUUUCAUUUAGACCUAGGCCCCCAUGACACAUAUGUUCAGAGAAAACCCACCUUUGAUAAAUUGACCUUGAACAAGUCAGUGCAUAUCUUCAAGAAGCACCGAGUGCAGUACGAAGCUAGGACACACGUUAGAACAUUUAUUUAUUAUAACCUCACUGGGUCAACGGCCAGAACAUUUUUAGAAUACAUACAGAGAAACCUGCCAGAGGGGGUGGCCAUGAAAGUUACCAAGUUCAAAAUGGAGAGACUACCAGAUCACUUACAGAAAGACACUAUUGUCAAACUCAAGGAGAUGAAUGAAGCUACGUAUCUUCCUCCUGAAAAAGCGCAAAAGAAAAAAGCUUUGACUUCACCUGAGCUAAAUCCUAAAGUUUACAGUGGAGGAAUUCCAAAUCGUCUUUUAAGUACAAUAUUAACGAAGAAACAGGACUUACCAAACAUUGCACGAGAACAUGCCAAAGUAACUGUUGCAGGGAAAGAGCAUUUAGAAGUUGAACCAGCUAGAGAGAAACAUACAGAAAUACAAGCAUCUGAACCAGAACACAAAGAAAUCAUUAAAUCUGCACUUGAACAUAAAGAGGUGAUAUCUUCUGAACCUGAACAUACAGAGGUGAUUCCAUCUGAACCUGAACACACUGAGGUGAUUUCAUCUGAACCUGAACAUACAGAGGUGAUUUCAUCUGAACCUGAACAUUUGGAAGUAAUAUCUUCUAAACAAAAGUCGACAGGAGUGUCUGACAGCUCAGUCAAAGAGGCUGCUGACGAGAAAGAACCUUCGUCUUCUGACAGUGACAGUUCUGACAGCUCAGAUGACAGUGACGAUGAAAGUGAGGAUAAAAAGGAUGAUAAAAGUGAUGAAGGUCUCAGUGAUAACAAAGGGAGUGUUUCUGAGGAGAGUAAAGAUGAAAAAGACCCAAACAAAAAAUAAUGUGAACAACUAAUAAAAUAUGCUGGAUUGGUGUGAAUGGUUUUUGUAUUGAGUAUGAAUGAAUGCAUUGAAAUUGAUUUAUAGGUUUAAUAAUAAAGAUGUUAUGAU
Messenger RNA from Saccostrea cuccullata (small rock oyster), 1373 nucleotides. RefSeq lists its product as uncharacterized. The transcript is spliced from 6 exons. Gene Ontology annotation, cellular component: mitochondrion; mitochondrial small ribosomal subunit. The record is from RefSeq and is a predicted model, not a curated record. The coding region runs from base 60 to 1265 and encodes 401 amino acids. Lineage: Eukaryota; Metazoa; Mollusca; Bivalvia; Ostreida; Ostreidae.